AUGUCAUUCUCUGACCUCCCUAUCGAGCUACUUCUCAAGACAGCGUCAUACCUCGAAGACUCAUCGCUAAGUAGACUCUCCAGGGCUUGUGCAGGGCUUCAUAAGCAUCUAGAAGGGGAACUGUACAAGCGCGCCACCACAGAUCGACCCACAACCAUGAGGUUGGCGCUUGUGCGCUACCUCUUGUCCCACGACGUUACAGGCAACGAUCCUGAUACCGGCACCUGGGACGUCUCUGAUCAUUCAACUCACCGCGACUUCUGGAACACCGACAUCGCCACUCUGUUCGUCCGUAAGGCUGCUGAACUUGAAAUUCUCGACCGCAGGAGGGCGACCGGUGUCCUGGGCAGGAUCAUCGGCUGUACUUGGUCUCGUUGGCCUGCGGGGUCCGAUGGACUUGAACUAAUGGAGCUACUGCUUUCGAGAUGCAAUGCUUCAGCGAAAACAAAACACGGAGCGGAUGUCAACUAUUUGGAUCACCACGGUACCCCAGUCCUGUUCCGGAUGAUUUAUGAAAUUGGCGACGAAAACAUCAUCAGUUCUGUCGUCCGCACGCUUCUAGAAGCAGGCGCAGAUCCAAAUCGAUGCUCGUCUGCGCGGCCUGGGUACACCCCGCUUGGAGCAGCUAUCGACCGACGCUUUUUCGGGACAGCAAUGACAUUGAUCAAGUCCGACCCCUCUCUUGCUGUCAAAGGCUUUAACAGUAGGGGCGGACAACCUACCAGCCCCCUGCACCAAGUCGUACGGGAGCCGCUGGGUCUCAACCCUGAAGGCCAGCUAGAGCUCACUCGAACACUCAUCGAGCUUGGUGCUAAAGUAUUCGACAGUCAUCUGGAUCCCGCGCUGAUGCUUUUCUAUGGUUCCAAUGGCGGCGACAUGAUCACUCUGCUGCUCGAGCAUGGAGCUGAUCCGGACAAGCCAGGUGCCGAAGGCCGUAACUUCUUGCAGCGAUUUUUGAAUUGUCUUGGCAAAAAUAUCGAUUGGGGUUUUAAAUUGGACGUCCUCACCCGGGUAGCAACGAAGAAGAAGUUGCCUGGGUUACUUCCUGGGGAAGUUAUCGUGUGGAACGCUGAGAUUGCUCUGCAUGAGAUGCAGAUGAUUCCGAAGACCCGUGGAAAUGUCUCUGGGGGCUUUGCAUGGGCGAAAAAACGGUUGGCAUACAUAUGGGAACCGCUCGAAGGGGUCGUGAAGACAUUUGAACCCGAGGAGUUCCCCUUCGCCGCGGAUAUCCAUCGUUUCUGGAACCAGCACCACGUUGAGGUCGAAGGUUAUCUCGGCGAAUCAGUUACGUUGAUGAACGGGUUGUGAGAACAGACAUUGCAUUUUGCUCAGGCGGGUUCUCUAUCGCCAUCUUAGUGGGAAAUGACUGGAUGAAACGAAUUGUAUUUGAGGGAAUGAUAGUUCAGGGACUUCGGAUGGGCUGGACCGGACGGCAUUCCGAACCUUUCAGUCUUUUCUCAUAGGUAGCUUUACACUAUUCACUCGCAAUGGUCGCUCCAUAGUCUGAAGAAGAGGUAUUUUCCU
Molecule: messenger RNA, 1524 nt
Organism: Mytilinidion resinicola
Lineage: Eukaryota; Fungi; Ascomycota; Dothideomycetes; Mytilinidiales; Mytilinidiaceae
Exons: 3
Coding region: 1-1308 (435 amino acids)
Molecular function (GO): protein binding
Source: RefSeq, a predicted model, not a curated record